This is a messenger RNA of Anguilla rostrata (American eel), 3543 nucleotides long. Its product is annotated as beta-1,3-galactosyl-O-glycosyl-glycoprotein beta-1,6-N-acetylglucosaminyltransferase 4-like. Gene Ontology annotation, molecular function: acetylglucosaminyltransferase activity. The record is from RefSeq and is a predicted model, not a curated record. Gene Ontology annotation, cellular component: membrane. NCBI's taxonomy places the organism in Eukaryota, Metazoa, Chordata, Actinopteri, Anguilliformes, Anguillidae. The transcript is spliced from 3 exons. Bases 196 to 1491 code for a protein of 431 amino acids.
UUUGCCACACCUACUUCUCGUCCCCCUUCCUCUUAGCCCCAGCGAAACGUAAACCAGCAAUCAUAAAACUCAUUACCAUUCCAAGUUGUCAGACCUGCAUGAAGACCCGUGAUCAUCAUGGAAUAUGUCCUGUGAGAAUGAGAAAACUUUUAAUGGCAGAAGGAAGAAUAUCAACAUAGUUGUUAUUGUGCAAGAAUGAAAAUAAGAUGUACCUAUCUACAAAAACUGCAGUACAGGUGCUACUUGAUCUCCCUGUCACUACUCAUUGUGUGUCUGUUGAAGCUUGUCUACAUAAAAGUGACUGUGAAGAACAGCUUUUUCAUUGAGCCCUAUGGAAUUUCUGCUGGUGCUUUUAGAAAUCAAGCACAUAAGGACAUCGAUUGCACUGCUAUUUAUGAACUAAAUCCAGUUGAGAUUGGGAAGUCUUUAGAAAUAAGGCGAAAAGAAGUCGUUACUUUGGAAGAUGAGAAUAUUGCAUCUAUAACUUCAGACUGUCAGAGGUACAUAGUUUGGAGGGGAUAUGUGGAUAUCUCGGUAUCGAGCGAGGAGCGGCAGUUUCCACUUGCCUAUUCAUUGGUUGUGCAUAAGGACGCCUAUAUGGUGGAACGGAUGUUACGGGCGAUCUAUGUGCCUCACAACAUUUACUGCAUUCACUAUGACCAAAAAUCUUCCAAGAACUUCAUAGCCGCUAUGGAGAACCUGUCCAAGUGUUUCCCCAACGUCUUUGUGGCGUCCAAGCUGGAGUCGGUGCAAUAUGCCCACGUCACGAGACUCAAGGCCGACCUUAACUGCCUGUCGGACCUCCUCAAGUCCCCGGUCAAGUGGAAGUACGUUAUCAACCUGUGCGGCCAGGACUUCCCCCUCAGGUCCAACUUUGAGCUGAUGUCGGAGCUGAAGAGGCUAAAGGGCGCCAACAUGCUGGAGUCCAGCCGCCCCAGCGAGCUCAAGAAACAGCGAUUCGCCUUCCGGCACGUGGUGAAGGACGCGCCUUUUGAGUACCAGAAACUGCCCGUCAAGACCACUCAGGCCAAAGACCCUCCCCCACACGGCAUCGAGAUGUUUAUCGGAAGCGCCUACUUUGUCCUGGCGCGCGAGUUUGUGAGCUACGUCUCCGAAAGCCGGUUGGCGGACGACUUCCUGUCUUGGUCUGCGGACACGUACUCCCCGGACGAGCACUUUUGGGCCUCUCUGGUACGGGUGCCAGGGGUGCCUGGGGGGGUCCCCCGGUCCACGCCCGAUAUCACGGACCUGAUGAGCAAGACUCGGCUGGUGAAGUGGAACUACCUGGAGGGGUCCCUGUACCCGUCCUGCACGGGCACUCACCUGCGUAGCGUGUGCAUCUUUGGGGCUGCAGAACUGCGCUGGCUUCUCAAUUAUGGACAUUGGUUCGCCAACAAGUUUGACCCCAAAGUAGAUCCUGUACUUAUCAAGUGCUUGGAGGAGAAACUUGAAGAAAAGCAGCGACACUGGGUUAACCUGGGGUCAAAAUGACCUUUUCGAAGAGGGUGGGGGUUGUGAGGCAUUUUGGAUUUGAGUUUGUGAGCAAUUGAAUAUAUAACUUCAAUAUAUUGUCUGUGAUAAAAACAUUUUCAAGCAGAAUAUUCUGAUGCACUUUAUGUUUCAGAUUUCAUUUCCAAUCAAAACUUUGACCUGCUUCAGGCUUCAGUCUCAGUCUUUUUUUUAACUGAGGAAACCUGCCGUACACCUUGGCUUUCAACAUCUGAGAGUCCAAGUCAUAUCAUGUUAUCAUAAGAAAGAUAUCAUGAGAAGAACAGAUAAGAGGUCACAGUUUAAUGCAAAUAACAUUUUUAAAGGAACCUAAUGCAAGGUUAGGCAAUGGCUGCAAUAACUGCUUAUUUUGAAUGAGUCUUGACUCUUGACACGUUGCAAUAAGUUCCACGGUGUGAUUGUUUGCCCUUCUUGUGCAUUGUAUUGCUUGGUGCUGUUAAAAUGUGUUAUCUUUUUUCCAGUCAUUUUUAGCUCUGUACCUUCAAAUGCUUCUUUAAAGAUAAAUUGAUGUGUUUUAAUUUUACUCUGAAAUUGCACUGCCCUUUUUGAAAAAGUUAACAGUUGUGCUAAUUCUAUAUUAGGAGUGGUUGUCUUUUAAUUACUUAUGGUAUGGAGGACUCAAGCUACUUUUUAUAGAUUUAUGUUAUUUUUACGCCUUUCGCAAAGCCUUGACAUUAGCCUAAGAGUGGAAUAACAAGUCAGUACAAUAAUUAAUUGCAUGUGGUUGAGAGUUUUGUUUUAAUAUACGUCACCAUAUCACAUAAAGCUACUGUUCUAAAGUGUCCAGAUCAUAUGCCCCUAUCUCUCAUCAUUUUGAGACAGAUUGAUUUGAUUGACACUUUCUAUGGAAACCUGCACUUAAAGGCAUGGUACUUUCAGGGAACGAAUACUGAUGACAGUACCCCCAACCUGAAUCCUGAAUCCAGCAUCCAGUGCCAUUUUCUAACCCAUAUCUGAACUUUUAUUUGUCUGAUAGGGAAGGUGACCACAGGUUUUUUUGGAUUCCACGGAAUGGGUGCUGAACAGUAAUGCUUUUAUUUUCCAGGAUAGGCUGUUCAAGCAGUACAAGGUAACAAGCAUGGUAGCCAGGUUUACACCUGAGUAUCCAUGUUUAUUUUAAUCAUUACAAAGACACUGAUGAUGUUUUCUCUUCUCUGGGAAUAUUGAUGAAUUACAUGCCGUCCGAAUUUACACAAAUAAUACGAACAGCAACAUUAAUCUGUCCAUAGAAUACUGAAAAUAAUUUUUUUUUAUUUCUUUUACUUGACUAUCGGGCACCAUAACACCCUCCAUUCUUCUUCAUUUAGAAAACCUACUGACUGUAAUUUGCUUUCUCAUUAAUUCAAUUCAUAAUUCAUUGCCAUGUCAACACAGUUGAUGGGAAUUUGUCUAGGUGUGCUUGCAUAGUAGUACCAUAAGAUACAAUAAAGCCAUAAAUUUAGGAUACUCUCAAUCCCUGCUCUGUAAAAUUGAACCAAACCCUCCCUAGACACACCAAUUUAUAUAUAUAUAUAGAAAUAUAUACUGUAUAAAUAUGGGUGAUUUGUGUGCACAUCUCAAAGGAAGCAUUAACAUAGGCCAAUCAUGAAUUAUAAUGGGGCAACUCACAACAAUAUUAUAUAGCUAGCACUGAGAUAUAAAAUAGCUUCUAGCAAGCAAAUCCCUCAAAACCAAUCCACUUUAGAUUUCUUAAUGCAAUGAAACUAGCAUAUCCCUUUCUAUGAACAUCAAACAUCUUUUCUCAUCUUGUGUUUGGAUGUCUCAUUUACAAAGUGUUUUAUUGCUUUAUUGUCAUAACGCCAUAUCAGUUUAAUGGACCAUGUAACAGGAAAUAAAAUCCUUUCUGACCAUAAAGCAUAAGCAGGCCCUACUUUGAUAUUUGGUGUGGUUUUGCCUUUCCACAGCAGUAGUGACUGAUGUUAUGCUCUGAAUUACAGGUGAAGCACCCGUAGAACUUCAAAAUUUAUGCUGAAAUAGUUUUACUUUGGCUGAAUACUGCAGAGUGCAAACAAUGAGAACCUCUGGUCUUUGAUA